AGCGGUGGAGCGGCACAUUCAGUUACACAAUUGCGAACGGAAGCAAAAAGGGUCGCGGUGAGAAAGUUGCAACGCGAAAGCAACAGCAGCGAGGACCCAUAGUUUCGCAUAGGAAAUCUAUCCGCAUCAUUCAUUCGUUUAUCUCCCGCGAACGGUGGUGGUUUGCAGUGCUUCCAGUAGCUUUUAAGUGUGUCGUGUAAUUACGUUCCAGCAAAACCAAAACCAAAAAACCAACCAUGAGCAUUUUCGCUUCGGUCGAAUUGGGUCCCCCGGUGGAAGUGUUUGCCCUUAAUAAAGCGUGCCUCGAAGAUCCCAACCCCAACAAGGUUAAUCUUGGCGUAGGAGCGUAUCGUACGAACGAGGGCAAACCCUGGAUUCUGCCGGUGGUGAAGAAAGCGGAAGCUGCAAUUGUUGCCGAUGGAUCGCUGAACCAUGAAUAUUUGCCCGUGCUCGGGAUGGACAACAUAACGAAUGCGGCCAGCUCGUUGCUGCUGGGCGAAGAUAACGAUGCGCUGAAGAGCAAGCGAGCCUUCGGUGUGCAGUGCCUUUCCGGUACCGGUGCGUUGCGUCUUGGGGCUGAAUUUUUGGCACGCAUUCUUAAGCGUACUACCUUCUACUAUUCCGAUCCGACGUGGGAGAACCACCACAAGGUGUUCCUGUAUGCUGGCUUUACGGAACCGAAAACGUACCGAUACUGGCAUCAGGAAACGCGCGCAAUCGAUUUUGCCGGCAUGUUGGAGGAUCUGGGAAAUGCGCCGGAAGGUGCGGUCGUUAUUCUGCACGCGUGUGCCCAUAAUCCGACCGGUAUCGAUCCGACCGAGGACCAGUGGAAGCAGAUUGCGGACGUGUGCGAGAAGCGAAAGCUGUUCCCGUUCUUUGAUUCCGCUUACCAGGGUUUCGCUAGCGGUGACCCGAACAAGGAUGCGUUUGCCGUGCGGUAUUUCGUGAGCCGUGGAUUUGAACUGUUUUGUGCGCAAAGUUUUGCCAAGAACUUUGGCCUUUAUAACGAACGUAUCGGCAAUUUAACGGUGGUACAAAAGGAGGCUACUACUAGUGCCGCUGUCGCUUCGCAGAUUACGCUGCUCGUCCGUGGUAUGUACUCGAAUCCGCCGGCCUUCGGUAGCCGUAUCGUGAGCCGGGUAUUGAACGAUAAGGAGCUACGCAACGAGUGGAUGGAGUGCAUCAAAACGAUGAGCUCGCGUAUCAUCACCAUGCGUAAGGCGCUUUACGAUGAGCUCGUUGCACUGAAAACCCCCGGCACUUGGGAGCACAUUACGAAUCAAAUUGGCAUGUUUUCCUACACCGGACUCAACGAGACACAAGUCCAGAUACUAAUAAAGGAGUUUAGCAUCUACCUGCUGAAAACUGGACGCAUCAGCAUGUGCGGACUAAAUGAAAGCAAUGUGGCAUACGUUGCCCGUGCCAUCCAUGCCGCGGUAACCCGAGAAUAGUACCCGGCACGACUCGGAUGACUGGCAAACGCCUAAACAUCACAUGAACUGACCCAGUUUAAACAGCAAUAUCCCGAAACAACACCUCGACACACUGACCACAUUUUGCACCACACCAGAAGAAGCCUUUAGUUUUGUUUUGCAUUUCAAUUAUUUUGGUACACUAUAGAGACACGGGUUGAAACUUAUAUUGUUAAACCACAAAAACGGAGCGAUUUGUGUAGUAUAGGACCAGUUUGUAGCACUGAUAGAAGAAACCACAAAGACAAGCAAUCACUAUUUUUGAAGAUAAGCGUAGAAAAUGCGUGUAUUUUCGGUACGCAGCGACAACAGUACAAUACAAUUUACACCACACAAUAGCAGCAGCGGCUUGUAUGCCGUGCAAAUAGAAAUCGGGAAACGGUUUUUUUUAUAUACUAAUAACAUAGAUUGUGUUUGUAAUGCGUGGCGCGAUAUUCGGAAACAUUUAUAAAAUGUGCUUAGCGAAAUUUUGUGAGGAAUUGUAAAACCAUUUUCUAUCUCAUGUUAUGUCUUAAGCGCAACGCAUCUACGCUCUGGCCCAAUACAAUGUAUUAAAACGAUUGCAAGCAGGCAGGUUCUAUUAUGUGCUCGCAAUAAAGAAACAAUAAAGCAUAAUAUGCUCUUCAAUUUA
This is a messenger RNA of Anopheles funestus (African malaria mosquito), 2103 nucleotides long. RefSeq names its product aspartate aminotransferase, cytoplasmic (gene Got1). Gene Ontology annotation, molecular function: pyridoxal phosphate binding; L-aspartate:2-oxoglutarate transaminase activity. The transcript has 4 exons. Gene Ontology annotation, cellular component: cytosol. The record is from RefSeq and is a predicted model, not a curated record. Gene Ontology annotation, biological process: L-aspartate biosynthetic process. NCBI's taxonomy places the organism in Eukaryota, Metazoa, Arthropoda, Insecta, Diptera, Culicidae. Bases 237 to 1451 code for a protein of 404 amino acids.